Rana temporaria (common frog) is the source of this 4253-nucleotide messenger RNA. It is a transcript of the gene PAPOLG, whose product is annotated as poly(A) polymerase gamma. Gene Ontology annotation, cellular component: nucleus. Gene Ontology annotation, molecular function: RNA binding; poly(A) RNA polymerase activity. The coding region runs from base 195 to 2606 and encodes 803 amino acids. Lineage: Eukaryota; Metazoa; Chordata; Amphibia; Anura; Ranidae. The record is from RefSeq and is a predicted model, not a curated record. The transcript has 23 exons.
GCAGUGCAGGCUGGGAAAAGCAGGGAGCCGCCGGAGAGUCUAUGAGAGUCUGACGCCAUGUUGGUAGCUUUGUGUCUCUUAUAAAUAAAGAUCGGCGGACGGGCGGGCGGUGUAUUGGAUGGUUGCCUGGACACUUUGAUCUCAGGGGGUGAUUGACGUGUUACUUGCUGUGUCCUGACUUCACCCGAGGAGCCAUGAGAGAGUUCACGAAUGACCACCUGGAGGUUCAAGCUCAAAAAUGUUAUGGCAUCACCUCCCCGAUUAGUUGGGCUGGUCCCAAAGAAAGCGAUCACGUCUACACUGCGAAGCUGAUUGAGGCCUUGGCGCCUUUUGGAAUAUUUGAAGACGAUGAGGAGCUCAGUCACAGAAUGUUUGUAUUGGGCAAACUUAACAACUUGGUCAAAGAAUGGAUUGCAGAACUAGGAGAAAUUAAGAGCCUUCCACCUACUGUAAUAACCUCAGCUGGAGGCAAAAUCUUCACAUUUGGAUCUUAUCGGCUUGGAGUUCAUACUAAAGGUUCUGAUAUUGAUGCUCUGUGUGUUGCUCCGAGGCAUGUUGAGAGAACAGAUUUCUUUCAAUCGUUUGUUGAAAAACUAAAGCUCCAGGAUGGGAUAAGGAAUGUCCGGGCUGUGGAAGAUGCUUUUGUACCCGUUAUAAAAUUUGAAUUCUUCAAGAUAGAGAUUGAUUUAGUUUUUGCUAGGCUUCCCCUGCAAUGUAUUCCUGAUAAUAUGGACUUGCGUGAUGAUUCACAUUUGAAAAAUGUAGAUAUAAGAUGCAUAAGGAGUUUGAAUGGUUGCAGAGUUACAGAUGAAAUUUUGCAUUUAGUGCCAAACAGAAACAAUUUCAGAAUAACUCUGAGAGCUAUCAAGUUGUGGGCGAAGAGGCGUGGUAUUUAUUCAAACAUAUUGGGAUUUCUUGGUGGUGUUUCAUGGGCAAUGUUGGUAGCGAGGACUUGUCAGUUGUACCCAAAUGCUGCAGCGUCCACUCUUGUCCACAAGUUUUUCCUUGUCUUUUCUAAAUGGGAAUGGCCUAAUCCAGUGUUACUGAAGCAUCCAGAAGAAAGCCAUUUGAAUUUACCAGUUUGGGAUCCAAGAGUAAACCCAGCUGACCGCUAUCACCUUAUGCCUAUAAUUACGCCAGCAUAUCCUCAGCAGAACUCUACAUUUAACACCUCUACCUCAACUCGUGCUGUUAUGAUGGAAGAGUUCAGGCAUGGUCUUGGUGUCACUUAUGAAAUCCUUCAAGGCAAAGCAGACUGGAUGAAACUUUUUGAACCACCCAACUUUUUUCAAAAAUACAAGCAUUACAUUGUUCUGAUUGCCACCACAGCUUCAGAAGAGCACCAUCUUGAAUGGUUUGGUUUGGUAGAAUCCAAAAUCCGUGUCCUUGUUGGAAAUUUGGAAAGAAAUGAAUUCAUUACACUUGCCCAUGUUAAUCCACAGUCUUAUCAUGGGGACAGAGAGCUGUGUAAAGAUAACGAGCACUUGUCCAUGUGGUUUCUUGGCAUAAUCUUUAAGAAGGUGGAGAACACAGACAGUGUAAACAUUGAUCUAACGCAGGACAUUCAGUUAUUCACAGAUACUGUUUACAGACAGGCAAAUAACAUAAAUAUGCUGAAAAAGGAUGUGAAGAUUGAAGCCACACAUGUGAGGAGGAAACAGCUCCAUAAGUACCUCCCUCCAGAAGCACUGCAAAAGAGAAAGAAACAGAGUAUUCCAGAUAUCGGUAAAUCGGCCUCUGGUUUGUUAUCUAAACGUUCAUCCCUGGAUGGCAAUUGCCUGGACAGCUCCCAGGAUGCAGACUCUGAGUUUCUUGCAUCUUGCCACAAAUCCUCUAGAUCAAACAGUCCAACUUUCUUCGAGGCCCAGAGGAAUUCCAUACCGGAGGACUCUACAUCAAACACUGUUCCAUCAACUCAGAGGAUAGUCUGUACAGGUGUGCCUUCCAUAACUACCCAAGGAUUGGACAGUAUAGAUACUGAAGUACAUUACCAGACCUCUGUAUCUUCUCAGAACUCUAGAUCAAACAGCCCUUCAAUGCCAGAAGCACACAGGAACCCUGAAUUGGAAACUUCUGCACCAAAUCUCGCAUCCCCAUUAAAUGUCGCAUCAGAAACCUCUCGAGGGCAGUCCAUUCCUGUCCUUGGAAAAAAUACUGAUCUUGAUCCUGCUGUGGCAGUGAAGACUCAGGUGUCGACUGGCUACAGUAUUCCUACAGUAGUUGGCCUAAAUGUUGUUUCACGUCGCAUUGCUUCUCCAGAAAUUUUUCAGGGAUCUCUACACAAUGGAGUGCUAAAUGUCAGCCCAAAUUCUGCUUCGAAAAGGCCUCAUUCUCCAAUUCCAGAGCUUUCUCCGAAGCGUGUAAAAGACACCCAGAUUCCAGGCUUGUCAGAUUCUGCCUUUGUGGAGCCACCUUUCCCUGAGCAGGACGAACGGAGGAGAUCUGUGGAUAGACUAAGUAUCACAGAACCUAUGCCAAUUCCGACUAUUGAACGUGGCAGAUCCCAGAGGCUACAGAGUAACGAGCUGCCUGAUGCAUCUUCGCCUGCACCAACCAGUAGAGUGCGAGUGGCUAAAAAUUCUAUUAGACUUACAUUAAACCGGUAACUCCCCUCUUAUGGAUGUUUGAAGCAAUAACCGAGCAGCUCUCAAGGUAUUUUUUGACAAAAGCCCGCGCAUAGCUGUUUAUACGUGCUGGUUUGUAUGAAUCGUCGAAGAAUGGUAGGGAUGCAAACCACCUCCUGUUUCCAGCCCAAAGCUGUGUACUGCCAACACUUUCUGCACACAAUUUUAGUCUUUUUUAAAGUCCCUUUUCACUUUAUUUUGUUUUUCUUUGCAAAAAAAUGUAAAAAGUAAAAAAAAAAAAGUAAUUUGUAAUAUUUUCCAUUUGUGAUAUGUUCCGUGCUCUUAAUUUUUUUUUUUUUGGUCAGCGUAUUCUCAAUUGUUUAAAAUAUUUAAAAACAAAGAAAAAUAAUGUCUUAUUUGUAUGAAAAGCUGUUGAGAGCCUUUGUUUUGUGCGUCUCUCCCUUUUUGUUCCCGAAUCUGAUUUGUGUUCCAACUUGUAUUGAGUUACUUUACCUCACUAUCUGGGGUGUUAGUUUUUCCUGGGUAGUAAACAAAAGCCUUGUUUUCUGUGGGCUUGCCAACACUUCAUAAUCUGCUUUCAAUGCAGAAAAAGAUUUUAAUUUCUAUCUGGAAUACAAAGGUAAACUGUCUCCCGUGGAGACUUAAAGGGUAUGUUAACAUUUAUGUUUAGGACAAUAUUUGGAUAGAUCCCCCAACUUCCCUUAAUUUAUCAAGAAACUCUAAAUAUAAAUUCAGAUUGGGUCAUCCAUCCCAUUAAAUAUAGGUGUCUUGGCAUGUUAUGUCUGUGCCUAUAAAAUACAGAUGUGACCUCCUAAAAUGGCCAAUGGUAAAACGAAAAACCUAUUCCCACAGUUAUAGGGUUUAUGAAACGUAAAUUUCAAAAACCCCUCUCCUCCUAAAUUUAGUUGCACGCCACUUUGCGUUUCCCUUAUGGAACUGAAGCCCUCAUUUCUAGUUUCAUCUGCAGGUGAAAACUUGUAUCCAUUUACACAAGUACCUCUCUGACCUACAGACCUAGGGGAACAUCUGCUUGGUCCAGUCAUUUAUGAUCAAAUUGGGGGAAUGUUCCUAUUUUAGGCACCUCCAUGACUAUGGCUAAGCCUGCUCAGGGAAAGAUUGAUGGCCAGGAUGGAUUUUUCUGGCCAUUCAUCGUUUUUUAGUUGAGACAGCCUGCACAAUUCCUACCUCCUUUCCCUAUAGGUACAAACGUGCAAGAAAAAUCAUUUGACGGCCUAUUCAAUAUGGAAUGACAUUAGAUGGCUUUGAUUUUACAAAGCAAGUAGGAGAGUGUAUAUGGGAGGUUGAUUCCAGAGAAGGUAUUCUGAAGCAAAAACAAUCCCUUUUUUUGAUUAUUGCAUAAAAUUCUAUGGCUGCUAAAGUUCAGGCUUUUUGUCAGAGAAAAAAGUAUUCUUUCAUAAUUGCCUCAGGAACUAUUUAAUAUCUUGCUUGUGCUGAUUGCCUUUUAUUAUGCUGUUCAUUAUUUUUAGAGCUUUUUUUUUUUCCACAUGAACCCCUCCAUUUUGUUGUAAGUCUACUGUAUGUCAUGUCCUAAUAAAUGUACUGCCAAAUAAAUCCUAUUAUAAUGGAAGUCGUAUAUUCAGACUAUAUAUUUUUUUUUUUUUUGUAUAUCCAUCUUUCAAACGUGACAAUAAAAAACUACUCCCCUCA